AUGUCGCGCCCAGCAGUCAGCGACCUGACCGGCGACCACGAAAUCGCACGAAUCGCCCGCUCGACGUGGCUCGCAUCGCCGACUCCGCCCAAAGUUCUCCCUCAGACCGUCGCUGAGCUCUGGAAGCUCGUUGAAGACGACCACUUUUCUGCCUUCUCGCUGCUCUUGCUCGAGCAGCUGCAGGCGUUGGAGCGAUAUCUGUGGCCCGGCUACGGCGAUGAGGCAUCCAACCAGCACCUGCUGCUGCUCGUGCUGCUGGUCAACACCAAACGACAGGAGCACCUUCCCGUCUGGUCCCUCUUCUCCAACACCCCCGACGAAUUCGCACACUUCUUCCGGAGAGUCGUGCACUUGAGCAUCGACCCGAGCCUUGCGACGAAUCUCCGAGAAUGUGUGCUGGCACUCAUCGUCGCCGCCUACCAGUCGCUCGACCACGGCAUCGUGCGCAAAGAAUGCGCUCCGCUGGUCUCCAUAGGAAUAUGGCAUCACCUGCACGAUGAUGCGACGAGAGAGCGACUGCUGGCGAAGAAUGUGCAGCUCCAAAAGGCGUGGCGAGCGGCGGGCAGGAAGUUUGACAAUGCAGAUGCUGCAGGGCAGGCGAAACUGCGCUUGGAGCGGAGUUGGUUGCAUGAACUCGUCCUGCACACGCUCGACAAGCUCUAUGAGGACGACAAGAAGAAGGAGGGCAAUGUCGCCUACUGCGAAAGACUCCUCGAGCUCCUUGGUGAUCUCCAGUCGCAACUACCGACGAGGAGAUACGUGAAUACACUGCUGCGAGACAUGAAUCUGCUCCCGGCCAUACUCCUCUCCCCCAUGUAUCAAGAUGAAGAGCGCAUUCGCGACAUGUACCGGCUUCUGGAACAUUAUACGCACUUUCCUCUCGACGACUACACCGGGCGACAGCUCAGCCGACGGGAGCAUGAUGAAGCGCAGAACGCCAGCAUCUCGAGAUUGCAAAAGGUCGCCAUGAAGCUGCAGCCCGAAAAAUUGAAGAUCCUGAUCUUGACCAAUUUUGGCGCUCUUGCCCACCGAGACGAUCUUGAAGGCCAUCUGAAAGACUUGACCGACGCCGAACUGCAUCAGCUAUGUCAAGAACUUGGCGUGAGGACGAGCCAGUACCCGGAAAAGACGUUGCUGCUUCGAGACCGUGCUUUCGUGGUAGAGUCGCUUGUAUCGAUGAUCGCGAAAAAGCCUCACUACGCGGAAGACAUGCGCCCGCUCCGAAUACUGCCGACUGAGGAUGUGCUCUACGACAGAGGCAUGAUGCGGACUGAGGAGUACACGUCAGGCCAGCCAUUGCCUCUCCCGAAACUCAAUCUGCAGUAUCUGAGUGUCGGUGACUUCUUGUGGAGAUCAUUCAUCCUCUAUCGUCAGGAAUCAUUCUACGGCAUCCGGAAGCACAUCGAGGACACCGUCAAGAGGCUUCGGCCGAGACGUGGGGGUGGCCAAACCAGAUUUGAUGGCUUUUCGCGCAUGGCCAUUCCCAUACCAAAGCCUGCAAUCAUCGAAACGACGCCGCCCAGAGUUGGUGAGACUGUCCCUGCCGAGGUCAAGGUCGAAAUCAUCCUCGACGUGAGCAGACUACAACCGGGUUUGCGCCGCGAGUGGGAGAGUCUAAGGCCAGACGACACAGUCUUCCUGCUGGCUCUUCAUCCCGAGGACUCUGCCAUGAAGCUGACCAAUGGCGCUGCCAGCAAUCAAUCAUAUAUGGAAAAGACAGGGCUGAAGACCGUUCGCUGUGCCGAGAUCAUCAGCGUGCUUGACGAGAACGGAAGAGCGCUACGCUACAAUCAAGAUCAGCAAGACCAUAUCGAUGGCAUGUCGAGGCCGCGUCAACGACGACUCCUUCUGCGCAUUGAUCCCAUCGCAUACAAAGCCGAUAAAGACCGGGAAGAUGCUGGCAAGGGUGAUAUCUACGAGAGCAUCAACUUGAUCAUCCGCCGGCGGUCGCGAGAAAACAACUUUCGACCGGUACUCGAAAGCAUCAAGCAGCUGGCGCUGUCAGAUAUGCCCCUUCCAGGCUGGUUUGAGGAAGUCUUUCUGGGCACAGGAGAUCCAUCUUCUGCUACCUACAAACGCUUAUCCAACAAGCUGAAGAACAUUGACUAUCGUGACACAUUCUUGGACUGGCAGCAUUUGAUCGAGUCGCUUCCUGGCAAGACGAUCGAGCCUGACCCAAAGCUGAAUGCCAUUCCUCCACCUCCGUAUGUGCUCGAGGCCACUGGAGCAGCCCCUGCCGCUGCGCCGCCGAAGAAGGGGAAGAAGAGACGACACGAUCAACCCGACGGCCCGGAACCGGCGCCUUCACCAGAGACUUUUAGAGUAUCCACGUACACACCUCCCAACAAUGGACCGUACCCGACAGACGCACCGAAGACGAAUGCCGUUCGCUUCACGCCGACACAGAUUCAUGCGGUCACAUCAGGCACGCAGCCUGGUUUGACUGUGGUUGUUGGCCCGCCCGGAACUGGUAAGACCGAUGUCGCCACCCAGAUCAUCAGCAACAUCUACCACAACUUUCCUCAGCAGCGGACCCUUCUCGUGGCCCACUCCAAUCAAGCUCUGAACCAGUUAUUCCAGAAGAUCACCGCACUUGACAUUGAUGAGCGACAUCUGUUACGUCUCGGACAUGGCGAAGAAGAAUUGACAACGGAGGCAAGCUUUAGCAAAGCGGGUCGCGUGGAGUCAUUCCUUGAAAGAGGUGCUCAGUUCCUGGCAGAAGUGCAACGAUUGGCAGCCUCCAUUCAAGCUCCUGGUGCACACGGCAAUAGCUGUGAGACAGCAGAGUACUUCAAUCAAGUAUGGGUUCAGCCAUUGUGGAAGCGAUUUUGGGACCUUGCAAAUUCAGAAGAAAGCACAGCAGAGGCGGUAGUGUCCGCUUUCCCAUUCCACAGCUUCUUCGCCGACGCGCCGCAGCCGCUGUUCCCACCGGAUACGCAGAAAGAGCAUGUCAUCGAGAUCGCCAAGGGCUGCGAGAGGCACAUCAACCGCAUCUUCUCCGAGUUGGCAGACAUUCGGCCUUUUGAGAUCCUUCGAGCACAACGUGACAAGAGCAAUUAUCUGCUCGUCAAGGAAGCACGCAUCAUUGCCAUGACAUCAACACACGCAGCCAUCCGCCGACAAGAAAUUGCGCAGCUUGGAUUCAAGUACGACAAUGUCAUCAUGGAAGAAGCAGCUCAGAUUACCGAAGUCGAGAACUUCAUCCCUUUCGUGCUGCAGAAUCCCAUCGCCAAGGACGAAAAGUCUCCAGAACACGAAAAUCCACUCAAGCGCGUCGUCCUUGUCGGUGAUCAUUUGCAAAACAGUCCGGUGAUUCAGAACCCAGCUCUGAAAUCUUACUGCAAUCUCGAACAAUCUCUCUUCCAGCGCUUGGUGCGUCUCGGAGUCCCUCACACUCAGCUUGACGCUCAAGGCCGUUCGCGACCCUCCAUAGCCAAUCUUUACAAAUGGCGAUACCCUUCACUCACGAACUUGGCUUUCACUUCCACAGCACCUGAGUUCGUGCAAGCCAACGCUGGCUUCCGACAUGAGUAUCAGUUCAUCAACGUGGACGACUACAAAUGCCAAGGCGAGAGCGAGCCGACGCCUCACUUCAUUCAAAACCUGGGCGAGGCUGAGUACGCUGUCGCUCUGUAUCAGUACAUGAGACUUCUUGGUUAUCCUGCCGAGAAGAUUUCCAUCCUCACAGCGUACGCCGGGCAAAGAGCGCUCAUUCGAGAUGUUCUCACGCACCGUUGUAAGAGCAAUCGACUUUUCGGCAUGCCGGCAUGGGUUGGUACAGUGGACAAAUACCAAGGCGAACAGAACGACUACAUCAUUCUCUCGCUCGUACGAACCAAGACUCCAGGGUACUUGCGCGAUCUGAGAAGAUUGACUGUCGCGUUGUCCCGCGCCCGUCUCGGCCUGUACGUGCUUGGCCGCAAAGAAGUCUUCGAAUCAAGUCUCGAGCUUCGUGAAGCAUUUGAACCACUUUUUGAGAAGUCGACGAAGCUGGAGCUGGUCGGGAAUGAGAUGUUUGGUGCAACACAAAGGCUGGUUGAUGAUGCCAAUGUGCAGAAUGUCGCUGAAAUGGCAGGAGUUGAGCAUUUGGGACAGUAUGUCUUCGAGAUGACGCAAGCCAAAGUCAAGGCAUUGAAGGAAGGUGGAGGACAGCUGCCUCCACUUGCACAGACUGGGAAGUUAGAGGAAGAUUAUCAGGACGAAGGCGACAAUGGAGAGGGAAUUGAAGCUGGUGAGGAGAUGGAUGAGGAUAUGAAGGAAGCUGUUGCGAGUGAUACGGCUCCGAUCAAGCUCACGUAAUGCUGUUGCCCUGCUUCCGCAGCCUUUCUCCAUAUUUCAACCCGAGAAAGCUAUCACGC
Messenger RNA from Pseudocercospora fijiensis CIRAD86, 4358 nucleotides. RefSeq lists its product as uncharacterized. NCBI's taxonomy places the organism in Eukaryota, Fungi, Ascomycota, Dothideomycetes, Mycosphaerellales, Mycosphaerellaceae. The coding region runs from base 1 to 4299 and encodes 1432 amino acids. Gene Ontology annotation, molecular function: mRNA binding; helicase activity. Gene Ontology annotation, cellular component: catalytic step 2 spliceosome. Gene Ontology annotation, biological process: mRNA splicing, via spliceosome. The transcript has a single exon. The record is from RefSeq and is a predicted model, not a curated record.